CUUGUUUACAGACAUGAAUUAAAAGGCACAAAACUUUCAUUCUGAUGUGAUGAGAGUCUCAAACUCUGUGUUUCUUUCAGGUCCAGUGCUGGAGAAGCUGAGCGUCUUGCGUUUGUCUGGUAACAGGUUAACUGGUUUGUUCCGCUGCGCUCCCGGUCUGAUUGAGAUCUACUUACACAAGAACCAGAUUCGUUCCCUUCACGACGGCACCUUCAGCGAGCUGCCGCGUCUGGAGGUCAUUAGCCUGUCUGAGAACAAGCUUCCCGCGCUGCCUCCGCGCCUCCUGGAGCACGUCUCCUCCGGCGGCCUGAAGACCUUCGACUUGAUGCCCGACCGCUUCUUCUCGUCCAAACCCGAGCUGCCUUACGUUUACCUGACCCACAAUCCCUGGCUCUGCAGCUGCGCGGUCGGUUACCUCCACAUCUUCUGAACAUCCAGAUAUUGGAUGAGGGUGAGUGCGUGAGCUUUUUACCUCUAGAGCAGAUCAAAGACGCUCAAGCCGUGUUCCGGAGCGUCCUCUUCAUCUCCAGAGACGAGCAGCACCAGACGAGGGAGACCGAAGACAUCUCUUCUGUAAUAGAGCUAGAGAUAAGGAGCGAGCGCCACUGGAAGUGUUCAGGAAGACGCUGCACAGAGUGAUUAGCACAGAAGCGGAAGCAGGCGGAUGGAGGGAGGAAGAGGAGCGCGGGGCGAAUGCGAUACAGCCUGAUCCUGAGGGAGGAGACCGGGCCUCGGAGAGAGAGGAGGUGGCUGAUGGGGGCGUGGCCUGUGAGAGGCCCUGCUCUCUGAUUGGCCAGCCCUCUGCAGUCGCUCUGGAGUGAAGCGCUGCUGGAUGUAAUUCAGUCUCGAACAUUAGUUCAAAACUUUCUAGUAUUACUAGUUGGUUCAAGCCAGUCAAGUAAUAAUAAAAAGUUCUUGCUCUUCUCAGCUAGAAACAAUGGACCUGAUUCACUGUAGUUCACUAACUAUAGGUAACCUUGCAACUACAUGUCAAUAGCCAUUAGUGUUAGUGGAUUAAGUUACCAAAUGCUUGGAUACAAUACACAUAGAUCUUUUAUUCAUUGAACUAAAAUCCCCAGUUCAAAAUGACACCACAUCAAAGUAUUGCGAUUUCAGAAUGCAACGCACACAUUACAUCCGAGUUGAGUAUCUAUUCAUUUCAUUACAAUGAUCUAUCAAUUGAUACAACUGCUCAAAAUGCUAAGUAACUGUUGCAUUACUCAAUAUGCAGUUUUUAUGAAAACAUGAUUAACAAUAUUACACGUUUAGAUUAUGAAAGUGAAGCAACUGAGGACUGAGUAU
Sinocyclocheilus rhinocerous is the source of this 1302-nucleotide messenger RNA. RefSeq names its product platelet glycoprotein Ib alpha chain-like. Gene Ontology annotation, molecular function: protein binding. NCBI's taxonomy places the organism in Eukaryota, Metazoa, Chordata, Actinopteri, Cypriniformes, Cyprinidae. Bases 50 to 430 code for a protein of 126 amino acids. The transcript has a single exon. The record is from RefSeq and is a predicted model, not a curated record.